GCGAGAUCUGUCCACGGGCGGCGCGUCUGUCGGCUGUUUAAAUAAGCGUUUGUGGGAGAGAAGGCUCGCCUAGGAAGAACCGGGACUGAGGACGGUCUCAUCUCUUCGCCACAGUCCGUUCUGUGCGUGUGUGUGUGUGCGUGUGGGCUGCCCUGUGUUGUGUAGUCCCUCCGCCCGCUCAGCUUCAACAGCACAAACCACGGGGACGAGCCAACGUUUAGCUGAUAAGGGAAGUGGGCUCCGUCUUCUCUUCCAUCAGACAGAUGCUCCCAGCCGCCCAGCUUGACAAGAGUGAUGGGAUGUUUCAACUAGCAGAUGAGGCAGUCCUGGACGAUGUGAUCAGACUGAAGGAUUCAUCUGCAGUGUUCAUACCAGAGCGAGACAGAGGAGGGACAGAGGAGGAGGACAUCGAAGACACAAGGAUGGGCGUGGGGAAGAAUACAACCUCCAAGUCAUUGGACGGCAGCAGCGAGGAAGGAAAAUAUGAAGAGGAGAUAAAACACGGCGCAGAUUUCUACCCAAUUCCGGUGGUGGUAAACGGAGUGAGCGGUGCCAGUGGAGACCAGGAUACUGAGAACACAGAGCUAAUGGCCAUCUACACUAAAGAUAAUCAAGGAGCAGAAAAGAGCUCGAUGUCUGAGACGUUGGACAGCACAGACAGUAUGGACGCAAGGAGGAUGGAUAUGAUCUAUACUAUUGAAGACACCCCACCCUGGUACCUGUGUGUGUUCUUAGGCUUACAGCACUACUUGACAUGUUUCAGUGGGACGAUCGCGGUGCCUUUCCUCCUCGCUGAGGCGAUGUGCGUUGGAUUUGAUCAGUGGGCCACCAGUCAGCUCAUAGGGACCAUCUUCUUCUGUGUGGGGAUCACCACCCUUCUACAGACCACACUGGGCUGCAGGUUGCCUUUGUUCCAGGCCAGCGCUUUCGCCUUCCUUGCACCAGCCAGAGCCAUUCUGUCACUGGACAAAUGGAAGUGUAAUAGUACAGAGGUUCCAGCAUUGAAUGGCACAGAGCUCCUCCACACAGAGCACAUCUGGCAUCCCAGGAUACGAGAGAUCCAGGGGGCUAUCAUCGUGUCCUCCCUGGUCGAAGUGUGUAUCGGAGCUCUGGGUCUGCCUGGGAUUCUGCUGAAGUACAUCGGACCUCUGACCAUCACCCCCACUGUAGCUCUCAUCGGCCUGAGUGGUUUCCAGGCUGCAGGGGAGAGGGCUGGAAAACACUGGGGCAUUGCUAUGCUGACUAUCUUCUUGGUGCUGCUCUUCUCUCAGUAUGCCAGAAACGUUCACUUCCCUCUCCCGAUCUAUAAAGCCAAGAAAGGCUGGACUUCCUAUAGGCUCCAAGUCUUCAAAAUGUUUCCUAUCAUCAUGGCCAUCCUGGUGUCAUGGCUGCUGUGCUUCAUUUUCACUGUGACUGAUGUUUUCCCGCCAGAGAAGGACAAGUAUGGUUUCUACGCCCGUACAGACGCACGUCAAGGAAUCCUCACAGCUGCACCGUGGUUUAAGAUCCCAUAUCCAUUCCAGUGGGGCGUUCCUACUGUAACAGCUGCAGGUGUGAUCGGUAUGAUGAGUGCUGUGGUGGCCAGCAUCAUUGAGUCGAUUGGAGAUUACUACGCCUGCGCUCGCCUCUCUUGCGCUCCCCCACCUCCCAUUCAUGCCAUCAAUAGGGGGAUAUUUGUGGAGGGUAUUUCCUGUGUGCUGGAUGGUCUUUUCGGGACAGGAAAUGGCUCUACCUCCUCCAGUCCUAAUAUAGGUGUCCUGGGAAUCACAAAGGUGGGCAGCAGGCGUGUGAUUCAGUACGGAGCUGCCAUGAUGCUGCUGCUCGGGCUGGUGGGUAAAUUCAGCGCCCUAUUUGCCUCUCUGCCUGACCCUGUCCUGGGAGCUCUGUUCUGCACCUUGUUUGGUAUGAUCACAGCAGUGGGACUGUCCAACCUGCAGUUUGUCGACCUCAACUCCUCCAGGAACCUCUUCGUUCUGGGCUUCUCCAUCUUCUUCGGUCUGAUGCUGCCAAGCUACCUCAAACAGAACCCGCUGGUCACAGGCAUAGUAGAGGUGGACCAAGUGCUGAAUGUGCUCCUCACCACUGCCAUGUUUGUUGGAGGCUCUGUCGCCUUCAUUUUGGACAAUACUAUCCCUGGUUCCCCUGAAGAACGAGGCAUUAGGAAGCUGAAGCGUGGCUCUGGUCUCAGUGCGGCAGAACUGGAAGGGAUGAGAUCUUAUGAUCUGCCUUUCGGAAUGGACUUCAUCCGCAGAUACCCCAUCUUCAAGUACUUCCCCAUCAGCCCCACGUUCACAGGUUAUCAGUGGGGGAGGCUACCAGAGGCCUGCAGGAGCAGAAUGGGGCACAGAGAUGCGGUGAAGGGAGGAGGAAUGGGAGGGGAGGGAGGCACAGCACCAGGGGAGAGUCGGGUAUAGCCAACGUGCUCACAUAUGGCUGAAUUUGGGGAGCAAGGGAUGGUACACUAAGAUAAAAGGAUGUGAGAGUGAACGAUAGGAGCGGUGCAGGAUUUGGGAUAGUGUGGAAUAAAUGUGAUGCACCAACCCCCACGCCCACCCCACCCCCCACCCCCUGUCUUUGUGUUUUCUUAAGCUGGUAUGAGUCUGUUGCCACUUCCCACUAUGCUAUUUUAAGCAUGCUAUAGCAAGUCACAGCAUGCUUUAAAAAGAUGUCACCACAUAGUUGGUGUGUGUGUGUGUGUGCGUGUGUGUGCACGAGUGUACAGUACGCAGCAAGAGAUGACGGCACUUUAAUCCAGAGGGAGAGACAGAUGGAUGUCAAACAAUCAAAGCUGAAUGUUUGAUGAUUCACUGACUCAUAAUCACUUCUAACUCCUACAGCCCAUGUCAUUUAAUGAAACGUAUUCUACCGAAAGCACGGUAGCUUUGAUUAUGUCAAUUGAGGAUUAUGCAAAAUUUCUGUUACGAACCCUUUGCCUCUAGACUCAUUAUGCAACUGCAUUAGAGAUACACACAUGCACACACACACACACACCAGAGCACGUCGGGGUCAUGCAGACUGAAAGAAGGUGCCCUUAGAAAUGCAGAGUGAUUGUGAAAUAUAUUUUUGCACUGCCUCCUGAAUUCAAAUUUAGAAUGUCGCUCCAAAGUUCGAUCCCCCAUUUCUUUGGUAAAACUCCUCAGAGACCCAUUUAGCAGCACAUCACACCCGCUCAUCUCUUGCUUGAGGAACCUCACAUCUCUCAAUGUUUUUUUUUUUUUUUUUUUUUUUUUUUUUAAAUAGUAGAGUGCUGAUAUUCACAAGAUCUCCCUUGUGAGAGGGGAAAAAAUGACUAACUUACUGGUUUACAUUUCUUUAUUGUGUCAGUAUUAUGCAUCAUUUACUAACAAGACCAAAACUGCAGUUUACCUGAACACACCUGCUUUUCAUUUGACUGUCGAAUGGGACUUGAUUAGUUUUACUUCAUUAUGAAACAAAAUUUAUUUUGGUUUCAUAAUGUUUUUUAAAUUUUUAUUUAAUAACCUUAAUUUGCGUAUUUCACGUCUCCUCUAAUGCACUUGGGCACUUACAUAAUGAAACAAGCUUUUAAUAAUGCCUAUACUGCUCUAAUGACAGCAGUGAAUUUACAAAACCUAUACUAAUGGCACACAGUAAGACAGAUGUGGCCUUGUCAGAGAGACUUUGAAAUGUUGUGUACGUAAAUACUAGACUAAAAAUUAAAAUGACACCAGGAGAAAUAAAUCCUCUCUGUGGAUGUUCUCUCGCAGUUUUUAAGGGGGCACUUGUGCUCUGUUUUUAGCAGUAAUGUGUGUUAAUGUAGGAUUUACUGAAACUGCACCAUAAAUAAUACACCCCUGCCACUAUCCAAACCCACAUGGCAUUUCCAUCAUUGUGCUCAGUUAGCUCUUGCACAACUGAACAAAGAAGUAUGGUAAGAAGGGUGGUGAUUUUGUUUGGAUAUAGAGUAUUUAAAUGUAAUGUAACAGGACUUUGGAGAGUUGAAAUGUCUUUGUUUUGUUCUCUGGACAGACUCACAGUGCUAGUGUCAUUAACAAUUAUCACUUAUCUAAUAGUGUUGAUGACUUUCCCUCACAUUCCUCCUCUUCCUAUCAUUAAUCACCCGUUCUCCCACUCAUAUUUCACUUCAGUUAGUUAACUGCUGAUGUUUGUCGCUGUUCAUGUUUGCUGUUGCUCAGGCUGUGGCAGCACAUUUUGGCUGAGCGAUAUAGUUUCAGAGUAUCUGCAGCCUGUACCCUACUGACUCAGGUGUGAAGAGCGAGACUAUAAUUUGACCACGCUGUAUACCUCUGCUGAUCCAAUAGAAAAAAAAAUAGCAGCUUGAAAAGAUACCAUAAAAGAAUACUGGUAAAUGCAUAAGUAAAAAGUAGCACAAGGAGAAACAUAACAGCUAAAAGACAACAGAUUAUUUAACUCAACCAAAAUGCUAAAAGCGCUCAAUGUUCUCUUUCUUCUCUUUGUUCUGUUACCAUAUACCAAAACUUUUCCUCAGCAUUGGCAGUCACUGUUGAGUAAUUUUAAAAUAUUAUUUCGAAAUCUCGUCCCAAAUUUUCUCGCCUUUUAUCUCUUUUUCUAAAGCUAUUUAUUUAUUUAUAAGAAGAAAGUUGAUGUUUAAUGAUUGCUUAAGCAGGUUUAUUUGUCUCUUGCACAAUGUUGAGAGUAUAUUUAUUAUUUCACUUGUUCAUGCCCUGUAAAGACUGGUGUGAUGCUGAUUGCCCUCAACCUCAGCUACAGUUGGUGCUUUGAGAAACUCACAUGGGACAGCAGCUUUUGAUAAAGUUAGUUUCUAAUGUAAGAAGUAAGAUGCCUCUAUUCCAUUCCAUUUAUAUCAUAUUGUUUGAUAUAUAAAGAGAAAAAAACACUUUUAAAUGUUGAAUUUGAUAGUCUGUCAGAUUUUUAGCCAGGGCCUUUUUACUACAAAUACUGUUUGCACAUGUAAUGGUGCCAAUAAGACCAGGGUCAGAGUGAGUAAUACUCACUGACCUGAAACCCUAAAAUGUCACUAGCGUGUUCUCCCGAUUUAUAGUCAAGAACAAUUUCUUUUUGCUUGACCUGAAAACUAAAUCGCUUUGUGCAGAGACAAAGGCCCAAAAAUGCCUCAGUCUCUGAUAGCAUGGCUAGCUGCAGCCCCAUUUACAGCUACAUCUCUCAGUACAUUGCCCUUGUGAUUCGGUCACAUAGCAUUCCCAAUGCAAACAUUGGCAGAUUUUUUUUUUUUUUUUUUUUUUUUUUAAACCAAGGUGAAAUUUCAAUAUUUACACAAACAGUCAUACUCUGCUCUACUCCUCUACUCGGCUAAAUGUACUUUUAGCUUGCCUACAGUAAUAUACUGGCAGUGACCAGAAUAGGAAUUUCAUAUAGCUCUAUCGCCACUGUAAAUGUUUUUGUCAUUUACUUGGAUGUCACCAUAAAUGGGGCUUCUGCAGUAUUGAUCCUGUAUGAUCCCAGAAUCUGAGUGGUCACAGUUUUUGGCACAUCAAGAGAGCCAUCAAAACUUUGUGACUCUGUCUAAAUACUAUGGGGGCACCAUUUUCAGCUACAACUAUCAGAAAUUCCUAAUUAGGUCACAGAAGCGGAUGGGAAUUUGGCACAACGUAGGUAUCACCAAAUAUUAUAUGUUUUUGGGUAGACUUUUGACAUGGUACUCAAGCUAGUGACCGCUGAUGUGUGCAGAAACUGUAAAUCUAAAACUUCACCAUCCUUGGCUAAAUGUUGACUGUGCUCAGGACUGGCAGCUGGAUAGCUGUAGACAAGAGGUGUAUUGAGGUGGUUGGGAACAUUAGCUGUGUUUCAUUGGUACACCAGCUGAUGUGCUUUUGGCUUCCUGGCCCACAUUGUGUAACCUUGCUCCAAGAGCAGGGAUGGUCAAGUAGAGGUCAGGGAGCGGUUGCCGCCCACUGUGCCUUCUCUCUUAGAGGAGUGAAUGGAGGAUGGUUUGACAGUUUUUGUCACCUCUGUCGUAAAUUCUUUUGUUUAUGGCAUGCACACAUGAUAACCACAUGGACAGUGUGUGACCUUCUUUUCUAUGUCAUAUCAUGUUCAUGCAACCAGCACUUGCUUCUCUCCUUCCUCUCUCCUCUCUCCACACACACACACAGACACACACACCGUUUAACUCCCCUCGGUCCUGCAGUGAAAAUACAUUGGUGUCCUCUCAUGUUUAGUGUACCUGGUUUCCUCCCCGGGAAUUCUUACUGUUGUUUCUGGAUGCAGACACCGACUGGCCACCUUUGUUAAGAGCAUGUUGGUCAUUGGCAGCUGAGCCUUAUCACUUCACAGCCAGAACAUUGGAUGAUUUUGUGCCUAAAUGCAACUUCCUCUUGAUUUUAACUUUUACCCUGCAGUUUUUACCUUACCUCCUUUACACACGCACAUGUUUCGCACAUUACAGCCGUUACAGAAAUAGCCCAGUUACAGUGAAAACACCUUGGAUUUCACAUGCCCAGACACUACUCCUUGAUGGUUUUCUGGCUUGAAUCAGUUUAACCAACAUCAGCUCUUAAGAAGGUGGCCAUAAGGUGUGUAACACAAAUACAUCAAUUCCUUUCAGUUAUUUUGAAGGGGGUGCUACCUGAAGAAUAUACUAUUGUGUAUCAAGUGUUUUAUCUUUUACAAUGUUUUUGUUAUUUUAUACAUCAUUUUUAUGUUUUUGCAAGCAAAUAUUUGUAAGAAAUCAUAACUUUUAAUCUUAAAUCAUGCUGGAAAGCGCACCAUUUUAUUGUACUUUUUAUUUAAAAAGUAAAUACAUUUUGAUCCUAUUUUGAAUCUGUGGUUUGGUGAAAUCCUUUUUUUUUUUUUUUUUUUUUUUUUUUUGUUUGUUUGUUUGUUAGGACCUUUUCAUAUUGUAUUUUUUUACUCUAACAUUGCUCUCUGUCCAUGUCAACACGUUACCAGUAUAAAUCAAAGAUCAAGCUGAGAAACUUUAAAUAGAUGUAAAAACACACACACAAAAAAAAAAAAAAUGUAUAUUAUAAGAGAAAUUGUGUAAACUGAUUGUAGCAUCAAAAUGUUU
Molecule: messenger RNA, 6988 nt
Organism: Toxotes jaculatrix (banded archerfish)
Lineage: Eukaryota; Metazoa; Chordata; Actinopteri; Toxotidae
Gene: slc23a2
Product: solute carrier family 23 member 2
Exons: 16
Coding region: 264-2414 (716 amino acids)
Biological process (GO): L-ascorbic acid metabolic process; transmembrane transport
Cellular component (GO): membrane
Molecular function (GO): transmembrane transporter activity
Source: RefSeq, a predicted model, not a curated record